CAUGCCAAUAGCCGACAAUAUUUUAUCGUUUCGUAUAUUGUAUGAAUGUUAGUUCAAUUAAGGAAGUUAUAUGAGUUUUUGUGUUUACAAAUUUAUCACCGAAUACAAUAGUAUUGGAUUAUUUCAAAAAGAAUAUCUUCAAAGAAAGAAAGAAAGUUUAUCAAGAUUUUAAUAGGAUAUUUCGGAAGAUUGUAAGCCUUUUUCAAGGGAUUAACAAAAUUUCACCGGAUUGCCAAUGGUUUUAAUUAUUUAAAGGGCUUGAAACCGAAUUUAUGUGAUUGUAAAGAAUUUCAGAGUUUUUGAAAAUAUGGAAUGAUUUUACAGGACCUAUAAAGUUUAAAAAUAUUUUAGAAGAUUCGAAGGGAUUUUAUAAAAUUUCCAGAUUUUAGUAACAGCAUUUAUAGUCUUUUGAGAUGCAAGCCGAGGUAAAAGCGAUUGUAGAACAGUCUUUAAAAAAGGCUCGAGAACAUGAUUCAAGGCGAAAUGCUGGACAAGCAUAUGCUUAUUAUACAGCAGUAGUAGAACUAUCGCCUGAAAAUCGCUCAAAAGUGGAAAAAGAAUUUACAGACGUUUUGUGUGAAUGGGGCUUGCAGUUGGAACAAAAUAAUCGAAUUCGCGACGUAAUAAAGUGUUACGAACAUUCUUUGGAACAUUAUCCCAAAAAUCCUCGAAUGCUCAACAACUUUGCUGCCCACCUUUUAAGGAAUGCAGAACCAAUAAAGGCGAUACAGUAUCUUAAACGAGCCUUAGAAGCGGAUCCAAGUUUUUUGCCAGCAGAAAGAAAUUUGCAAAAUGCCUUUAGCAUGGCAGUGGAUCGAUGGCACUUUCCAAUGUUGAACGAUAGGCACCGAAAUCAUGCUUUUGACAAAGCUAUCAGGAAAAAAAUUGCUCUGGGGUAUGAUUCUGUAUUAGACAUAGGCACUGGAACUGGUUUGUUAAGUCUUUACGCACGAGACGCUGGUGCUGCUGAAAUUUAUGCCUGCGAAAGUUCACCGGUUAUGUCGGAAAUAGCUGGAAAAGUAUUUGCAAAAAAUAACGCUGAUGAGAUUAAAUUAAUUCCAAAGAUGUCGACGGAUUUGAAAAUUCCUGAAGAUAUACCCCACAGAGUACAACUCGUAAUUACUGAAACAUUCGAUGCUGGUCUCUUCGGAGAAUUCGUCGUCCCAACUUUGAUCGAUGCUCACAAAAGACUUUUAUCCGAUUCAGGAGUCGUGAUUCCCUCAAAUGCGACUCUCUAUGUAGCAGCGAUCGAAUGCGAAUACAUUCGUUUCAGAUCAUCAGUAAAGUUCCAAAAGCCUAAUCAUUUUGGGCCUCUCAAUUUUGAAAAUAUUUCAGUCUUGCCAGACGAGCCUUAUUAUGACACCGAAAAUUUACAAAACGUGAAGAUAUGUCACAUAACUGAGCCUCGGGGAAUUCUAGAUGUCAAUUUCAAUGACUCUACAGAAAUUCUCAGUUUCAGUGUCGAUGGUUUAAAAAAUAGAAUUACUACCGAGUGUCGUUAUGAUGGAACAAUUGACGGUCUUGUCGCUUGGUUUAAGUUGCAUCUCGACGAAGAAAUUACCAUAGAUUCCUCCCAGGGAAAAUCCUGUUGGCAGCUUGCAGUUUUUCCAUCGAUUCCAAGAUAUUGUCAAAAGGGAGAUAAAAUAUCAAUUUCCGCAGAAAUGUCUGCUGGUAAACUGAAAUGUUCCUACAGUUCGAACAAAUUGGUGAAUAAAGUGGAGGAAUGUGUAUUUCAUUUGCCAAAGGAAGUCAUCACUUUUUUGAAUGACAGAGAAUAUAUUUCGUCUUUGACACAAGCUGCCUCGAUCGCAAACGAAGAAAUUGAAAGUGUUCUAGACACAUCUCCAUUUCCAAUAUUCGGCUUGGCCCUGAUGAAAAGCAAUCCUAACUGCAGAGUUUUAUAUUAUCAGAGCGAAGAUUUGAUGUUGUGCAGCUUCAUUGAGAAAGUAUUCGAUGAUAAUGAAAUCAAGGGGGAAAUUCGAUUUCUUAAUGAUUUUUGUGAGAUUGAUGCCGUUGUUGACCGAAUUUUUGUACAUAAUUUUGAUAUCAACGGGGAAUUAACAGACUGGGGACAGGAAAGUUACCACGAUUUUUUUAGUUGUUUUCUGAGUCCGAGAGGAAGUUUACUACCUGGAAAAAUUCAUCUUAUGGGCCAGUUGGUAUUUUCAGAGGAUUUACCGAAAAUGAUCUCUGUUAAGAAUUCCAAUGUUCAGAGGUUUUGUUCAUCUGUUUCUACCUCAGAUUCUGAGAAGACUUCGGACGAAGAAAACUCUUACGAAAGUACUCCAACAUUUUCUGACAAAAGUCCAAGUUACAAGCUCGCAGAAUUUAUUAACGAAUAUAAGAUUAAUCAAGUUUUCGAUUUAAACUCGAGUCUCUAUCAACACGAAGCAAUCUCCGAAGUUAAAACUCUUAUGGAAAUGGACGAAACUCAAAUAAAAGAGCACUUAAUAACUUUUGGAAAAUUCGACAAAUCGAAAAAAUUACCUAAUGCUCUUAUAGUUUGGUAUAAAAUACAAUUCUCCGAAAACAAUGUUUGCGAAACGAGAAGAAAUGAUUCGUUCAUGAAUCAUAUGGCUGUAGUUUUGCCAGAUGAGAUAAAGAAAUCGAUUCAACGAGAUGGCGAAGUAAAAAUUAAAAUUCUGCAAUUUUACCUUAAUUUUACAAUAUGAACGUGAGGAAAAAUUGGAAUCACGGUCACACAAGAUUCCGAUGAACCAGCCUGCUCGGUCAAAGCACAAGAACCAUUUGACGCUUCUUUAACAUUUUUUCUAUUCAAAUGAGAUUAAAGGUCAGUCAUCUUUAAUUUUUAAUAUACAUAUGCAAUGCAUUUAUGCAUGUAAAAAUAGAAAAUGUCAAUUGCGUUCAAUUGCGUGUUGAGUAAUUUCAUCGGCAAAUGCAAGAUUAUGUAAUAACUUCGCAGCGGCACUAUUCAAAAGUUAUAUUGUUGUACUUUAUACUAUAAACAUGAAAUAAAUCCAUUUAUGAACAAACAAUUUA
This is a messenger RNA of Belonocnema kinseyi, 3000 nucleotides long. Its product is annotated as protein arginine N-methyltransferase 9-like. Lineage: Eukaryota; Metazoa; Arthropoda; Insecta; Hymenoptera; Cynipidae. The record is from RefSeq and is a predicted model, not a curated record. The transcript is spliced from 10 exons. Gene Ontology annotation, biological process: peptidyl-arginine methylation. Bases 414 to 2672 code for a protein of 752 amino acids. Gene Ontology annotation, molecular function: protein-arginine omega-N monomethyltransferase activity; protein binding.